GUCUGGCAAAGCGACGAAGAAGAAGCGCUCAUUGAUUUAAUAGAGAAGCGCGUUGUUGCGGUAUUACCGGUAUUAAUACACGCUUGGGUGGUUUUAUAACCAUUUACAAGCUAAUUUACAGAUUGUAUAGGUGUCUGCUGAAGGCGUGUUUGUUUUGGACAAAAUGACAACCCUGUGUUUGCUUUUUAUAAGCUUAGCAAUCGCCUUAAUAACCGCAGAGCCGUUGGUUUAUUUCAGAGAGCAGUUUGAAGACGGGGAUGCUUGGAAAAGCCGGUGGCUGGAAUCCACCCACAAAUCCGAUUAUGGCAAGUUUGUGCUGUCAGCCGGCACAUUUUAUGGCGAUGCAGAGAAAGAUAAGGGCCUUCAGACCAGCCAGGAUGCUCGUUUCUAUGCCAUCUCAUCUCGGUUUGAGGAUUUCAGCAAUAAGGAUCAGCCACUGGUAGUGCAGUUCACAGUGAAACAUGAGCAGAGCAUAGACUGUGGAGGAGGCUACAUUAAGGUUUUCCCAUCAAGCCUCAAGCAAGAGGAAAUGCAUGGAGAGUCCACAUACAAUAUAAUGUUUGGUCCUGAUAUAUGUGGUCCUGGCACCAAAAAAGUUCAUGUCAUCUUCAAUUAUAAGGGCAAGAAUCAUUUGAUCAACAAAGACAUCCGGUGCAAGGAUGAUGAAUACUCCCACCUGUAUACACUCCUCGUUAAUCCAGACAACACAUAUGAGGUGAAGAUUGACAAUAAGAAGGUAGAGUCUGGAUCUCUUGAGGAUGAUUGGGACUUUUUGCCUCCGAAGAAGAUCAGGGAUCCAGAUGCAAAGAAGCCUGACGACUGGGAUGAGCGGGAGAAGAUUGAUGACCCUGACGAUAAAAAGCCAGAGGACUGGGACAAGCCUGAGACCAUCCCUGAUCCUGAUGCCAAAAAGCCUGAUGACUGGGAUGAAGAGAUGGAUGGAGAAUGGGAGCCUCCCAUGGUUACCAACCCUGAGUACAAGGGUGAGUGGAAGCCGAAACAGAUAGACAAUCCUGCCUACAAAGGUAAAUGGGUGCACCCUGAAAUUGACAACCCCGAAUACACUCCUGAUUCUGAGAUCUACAAAUAUAGUAGCAUCGGAGUGAUUGGAUUGGAUCUUUGGCAGGUGAAGUCUGGAACUAUUUUUGACAACUUUCUCAUUACCAAUGACCCAAAACUGGCUGAGGAGGUUGGCAAUGAGACUUGGGGUGCAACAAAGGAUGCCGAAAAAAAGAUGAAGGAUGCUCAGGAGGAGGAAGAGCGAAAGAAACAUGAGGAAGAGGACAAGAAAAGAAGUGAAGAGGCAAAGGAUGAAACAGAUGAAGAUAAAGAUGAGGAGGAGGAAGAGGAGGAGGAAGAUGAUGAGGAGGGAACAGACUCUAAACUUAAGGAUGAGUUGUAGACUUCUCAGUGGAGGAAUAUGGCCUGAACUGUGUUGGACAUUCCUUUGUUUCUCAGCUCAGAAAUUUAACAUGUUCAGUUCUGGUGCUGCAAACAUAUUUAUAACUAAACCAUACUUCAUUCAGCUUCUUCAGCAUAAACAAGUGGUGUUCAGAGGAACUGAUGUAUAAGAGGAAUUGCUCACCUUUUGUAAUGAAUACAGUGAACAUGAUAGUUUGGGGCAAUUGUGCAACAUGGUUAAGAAGACUGUAAAAAAAAAGUGAUGGUACACAACACCUCCAUGAACCACUGCUGUUCAGAUGAACUCACUGUUUUUGUCCUUCAUUUUUAGUGUUUGGUUUUUUUGGGGGACAUUUAGAGGCCUGAUAUUCCAACCGAUUGCUGUUCAUUUUCCAUUCAGCGUGCAAUAGUGUGUGUGUGUGUGUGUGUGAGAGAGAAUUCUUGUUUGUUUGCUUCCAAAUCUAACCUCAAAGAUGAUAAAAUUGCAUUGUUAAUAUUUGA
Molecule: messenger RNA, 1902 nt
Organism: Neoarius graeffei (lesser salmon catfish)
Lineage: Eukaryota; Metazoa; Chordata; Actinopteri; Siluriformes; Ariidae
Gene: calr
Product: calreticulin
Exons: 9
Coding region: 164-1402 (412 amino acids)
Biological process (GO): protein folding
Cellular component (GO): endoplasmic reticulum membrane; endoplasmic reticulum
Molecular function (GO): calcium ion binding
Source: RefSeq, a predicted model, not a curated record